Messenger RNA from Nematocida homosporus, 813 nucleotides. RefSeq lists its product as uncharacterized. Lineage: Eukaryota; Fungi; Microsporidia. The transcript has a single exon. The record is from RefSeq and is a predicted model, not a curated record. Bases 1 to 813 code for a protein of 270 amino acids.
AUGACUCGGGCAAAGCACGUGGUAGCUAUGAACUCAAAGUACAUGUGGAUGUGGUUGUACUAUUGGGUUGGUGUUGGGUUAGUACUUGGCCUUACACAUACUAACCCAAAGUACGGAUUCGAGACAGAAGAAUUGAGUGAGAACAACCCAAUAGAGAGGUAUAUUCGACCAGAGGAGAUUAUCGUGAUUUCUUACUUAGAGCGGGUUGGAGUAAUUACAAGCAAAACCUACUACGAAGUUGGAUCAGAUGGUAAUCUAGACCGCACCACAUCUUGGAGAAUUACCGUGUCAGAAGGUCCAAAUAUAGACAGCGAACCGACACGGCCCAAUAACAAUGAGGCGCCAGAGGAUGAUAUAGCCCUGCCGCCCAUAAACUAUGGCGACUGUCUAACAGAAUUAAAGCAAGUGCAAACGAUCAAAAGUGAUGGGAAAGUAGAGCUGUGGCUAGCGAUGGAAGAUAAAGACCUAUUCCAUCAAAUGGAAACGUUAUUCUUUCUACUGCAUAUUUUAGAUGCUCCUAGGGUUGUAGUAAAUUUGGUAGAGAUAAAAGACUCGGCACUCAACCCGAUUCACUCGAGCCAAUUAAAACGGUUCGAGUGUUUACCCGAAAGCAUUCCAGCCUAUAUAAAAGCCCGCGGGCUUUCUUUUAAAAUUCACAACAGACUUCAUCAAGAUUUUUGGAUUUCUAUCAUUAAUUUGAUCGACAAACAUUACAUUAUUGACAAGGAGCGGUGCAAGGCUUUGAGCACUACCGGCCCUAUUGUUCUGGAAAUUAGUGAUGUUGUGCUCGCGGAGAAAAAAGAUUCCUCUUAG